UGGAUGGAUGUACUAACCAAACUGAGAGCAAUUACUAAGUUUAUUGUUUGUCUUAAUUAAUGUUUUUGGAAAAGAGUUGUGAAAAUUUGUCUGUGAUUUAGAUCUAGCCUACCAAUUGUUAUUUUGAAUUUAAAUUUGUUAUAUUAAAUGAUGAUUAAAAUAACAUAAGUAAUUUUGAAACGGAAUCGCCAACUAGCUUGUUGUGUUGUUCUGUGUGCCUUUCAUAUUCAUUCUCAUUCGCCCUUUUGAUUUCUUUAAGGUAGAAAUCAAUGGAUCCCUCAGAUUUUAAUGAAUUAUGUAGAAUUUGCGGUUCUAAGACUAGUGUCCUUAUGGGUUUACAGAUAUUCGAAAGAGAAGGAGAUAUGAGGCAGAUUUACAAAAAAAUUACUGAUUGUUUGCCGAUUCAGGUUCACACAUAUGAUAAGUUACCGAAAAUGGUUUGUGAAGAAUGUGUUUACAAGUUGGAUCUUCUAUAUGAUUUUAGAGAAAAGAGUUUGAAGACAGAAAAUGAAUUAAAGAACAUGCUUAAAGAACUGCAAUAUGUUCCGAUGGUUGAACCAAUGUCUAUAUCUGUUCCUAUACAGGUGACAACACCCAUCACUGAUGCAGUGUUGGUCCAGUGUGUCAACCCACCUCUGGACUUACCUCCUUCUGAACCCUCCAUUAUAAAGUCCAUCAACAAAAAAAGUUCUGAAAAUCUGAAGUGUGAACCAGAUGUGUUUAUAAAAAUUGAAAGUGCCAUGGGGGCUAGAGGGGGAGGGAGGAUAGUGAAUGCAAAUCCGAACGUGAUUAGUGAGUCAGAGUCAGAAGAGUCAGAUAGUGGCUCAGAUAGUGAGGAAUCUUCAUUGCCGGAUGGAGACAUGCAGGACGGCAAUACCAUGACUGAAGAAAAUGUUCCUAAUGGAUUGCACCCUGACAAUGGUGUCAUCCAAAAUAAUUUGCUUUCGAGUAGUGACAAGCUUGCCCAACUGACAGAUAAUGGAGAAUUUAUUAUUCCUGAAGCUGAUCAUCAAACUUCCUGGUUCUUCUGUAAUAUUUGUGGUAAAGCAUAUGCCAAGCAAGAGGAUUUUCAAGCUCAUUAUGAAUUUCACUGGAGCAAGUGCAUGACUUGUGAUGUAGUCUUCUCAAGCGAAGAGGCGUUGGCAGCUCACAAGAAAGAGAUGCACAAUAAGAAAAACAAGUCAAACACAAAGGCAGUCACAAACAAAAACCAAGAAGAUGAGGAAGAAAAAGAUAAGGUUAAAAAGAAAAGUGAAGGCAAGAAAGACUCUAAACCAGGUGAAAUGAAAUCAUGUACUGAAUGUGGGAAAGAGUGUCGCACUAACUAUAAACUUACUGAACACAUGAGGAAACACACAGGUGAAAAGCCAUUCCAAUGUUCUUCAUGUGAUAAGGCCUUCCGAUCAAAAAUAGGUCUGGCUCAACAUGAAGCGAAACACACCGGGCAUUAUGAUUACACUUGUAACUCUUGUGGAAAGGGAUUCCAAUGUAAGUCCUAUUUGAUUGUACAUCAACGGGUCCACAGUGAUUUGAAGCCUUACCCUUGCACCACUUGUGGGCGUAACUUCAAAACUAAACAGAGCCUUCUUGAUCAUCAAAACCGACAUUUAGGGUUGAAACCGUAUAUUUGUGAAACUUGUGGUCGGGGAUUUAUCACGAAAGGUCUAUGCAAAUCACAUCAGAGAGUGCACUCAGGUACAGAUAAUCGUCAGUAUCCGUGCACAGUCUGUCAUAAAUUGUUUGUCAGUAAAUCAUAUUUAGUUACUCACCUCAGGAUUCAUACUGGAGAAAAACCUUUUAUGUGUGAGGUAUGUGGGAAGGGCUUUUUGACCAGAGUGGACUUGAGGAUCCACUCGACUCUGCACACUGGUGAGAAAAGCUUUGUGUGUGAAGUUUGUGGUAAAGCGUUUGCCCGGAGAGAUGCCCUACGCUGUCAUAGACGCAGUCACACUGGUGAACGACCAUACCGCUGUGACAUUUGUGGCCAGAGCUUCACACAGUUUUCUCCAAUGGCGAUACACAAGCGACUACACACAGGCGAGCGACCCUACACUUGUGAUAUGUGUGGCAAGAGCUUCGUGUCCCGUUCGACAAUGAUGUCUCACAAGAAGAAACACACCCCUUGAUCUUCACUUUCCUUCUCUCCAUCUAGUAUUUUGGCUGUUCCUUCAGUGGGUACCGUAAUGACAACCAAGAGCCUAGAAGUGACUGAGCAGAAUCUGACACCUGUAAUAGUCCAGCUGUCACAGAUCCAUACCACAUCCGUCCUCCACUAGCAUUGUGGUUCUCUGGUGUCAUGUCUUCUAGCCUAAUUGCUGAGCCUUAUUCUGUAAUCGUCCUUUUAGCUUUGUUUGUGCUGUAUGAAGUACCUGUAAUGUUGUUUCCCCUCUAUGUACUUCAAGCCACCUUUAAGAGAGAUUGGUUGAAUUACAAAUAACAAUAAAUGUCCCUUCCAGCUCAGUCAGAAGAAAAGUAGAUUUCACAUGAGGCCGUCAUUUCAAAACGUUAAACUGAAGAUGCAUUGUAGAUGUUUGAUUAGCGCAACAUUGAUGGAACAAUUAACCUCAUUGUUGACAGUGUAGACUAAUAUUGUUACAACCAUAUAAUUUGUGUAAAAACAUGGACUUAAUUACAAUUAAACCAAAAUUAUCUUUGUAAACAUAUUACUUAUAAUGGUUCAAUUGUGUACUUCCAUAACUUCAAACAGCUACAAUCUUGAAACCCGAAAAGUUAUUGAAAAAUAAGUGGGAAAAAUUUUGCUUGGAAUUACUUAACAAUUUUGUGAAAAUUGUCAAUUUUGAUUUAUCUUAUGGAAUACUCUGAUACAAAUUUAGCCCAAAUGCAAAUGACUGUCAUCUUGAAAUGUAUUGGUUAAAACUGACUAUUGAACUCAUCCAAAUUAUCUACUAGGUUUAGUUUGUCUCUAUUAAGAAGUACGAUAAUUAUUGUGUGCACAGUUAUUUCUGCAAUGUUGUAUACUAGUUAAAACUUUGUACAAUCUCUACUUGGGAACCAUACGUGAUUUUAAAAACACGUUGGAACAAACAUUGUAAAUGAAUUUUAAAACACUUUUGUUUUGCAUCAUAGUGCAUAAUAACUGAUCUAUAACCAUUCCUUAUCCAAAAUUGGAAUGGCCCCCAUCUUUAAUCUUAAGAGAUAUCAAAUCAUGUGAAAAAAUAAGUUGUUUAUAAUUACGUAGUACAGUGCAAUCUCGCUAAUCUGGCAGUAUAUCGGGAUUGGUAGUGUUGGAUUACCGAAAUUGCCGGAUUAAUGGAUGUAUGGGUGAAAACGUACGAAAAACAUACAAAUGUACAUUGAAAUUUAUUAGAAACCAGUUAAAGUAUAGUUUAACAUAAGUAGAACGCAAAAGUACAAUUGGAAAAUAACUAAAUACACAAUAAAACGUAAGGCGCGGCGGGCCGGUGAGUCAUCCGUGCUUGCAGUGACAUGAACCGAAGGGCAUUGACCCGACCCGUCAUCGCUCGCACAGUGCCGGAUUACUGGACGUGCUGUAUUAGCGCACGGCCAGAUUAUAGAGACUGCACUGUAUAUGUAAAAAAUGUAUCAGUUUGGAUCUAAGUUAUUAUCUUGAAACUUUUCAUUAGUUAAGAUUGAUUAACGAACUCAUCCAAGCUAUAUGCAAAUACUGGCUUUGUGUCAAGUUAAGUCUGGAUAUUUUAAAAAUUAUUACAGUUGUCAUGAUCAUAAGUACAUGUUAUAUUGCAUAAACUCAUACUAAUAUAUUCAUUAAAUUUGUAUAAAUGGCAAGUGAGAGAUCCGGGUUCAAAUCCCGACAGAGCACUUUUUGCGAUUCAUUGUUUAUUGAAAUUUAAUGUAAAAAAUUUCAAAUUAUGGUGGUUUUAGAUUCUGGGAGUCAUGGUCUAAUAGAAUGUAAAAAAUCUUCUGGAAAUUCAGUUAACAUGGCUUUAGGUACAUUUCUAUGAAAUCUAUCUAAAAAAUUGAUGGUUACAAUUUAUCAGAAAAUGUGUUGGCUAGAUCUGUAAAAUAUCAAACAAUCAAAUUGGCCAUCCAAAACUUUUCAUAGCUUUGCAAAUUUAUUUUUUGAAACCAUCACACAUACAAGGCCUAUUCCGAUUGUACAUUAUUAAACCUAUAUGAGUUUCUUUAUAAGAAGUUGAAAUUACAUUUAUACAAUACAAAAUAGUACUGAUGGAGAGAUUCCAUACGGGCCCUGGCCUGGCGAUGCGCAGUGGUCUACUUGUCAUUUGGAGGAGUGGGGGUAACGCUUCCUCAGUCUGUAUCGCGGAGCUGUGUGGUGCGGACCUCGCGCUUGCUUGUUCAACACUCUUCUUGCCUCUGUGAUACUUGAACUGUUUUGCUGCCGUUACUGUUUAUAGGAUUUCCGUGUGAUAUUUCUGAAAUGGCUGGUGUAAACUUCAUGAAAAAUGUUGGAAGUGGUAAAGUAUAUCAUAGCCAAGCUCGAGAAAUCGUAGCAAACGUUUAUGAAUACAUGAAACAUGAGAAAGAAAGUGGUGCCGCAAUAAACAUAAACGAUGUUCUCGUCCAUGUAAAAGCUGCAACUGGCGUGCCAUUGACAACUAUAAAAAAAAUAGUUUCUGAGAGGAAAAAAGUAAUUCAAGACAAUGCAGAAUUUAGAACUCAGAAAAAGAAUCGAAAUCGUACAAAACCUAAAACGGAUCUAGACAAUUUCGAUAUAGGUGUUAUUAGGAGGACUAUAAAUGAAUUUCACCGAAUUCAUGGCGAAAGACCCAACAAUAAAAUCUCUGCUAUCUGUUCUGAAAAGUUCAAUUAAUUUUAAAGGUAGUUCUUUCUCUCUUCGAUGCAUUUUAAAGAAAAUGAAUUUUAGAUGGAAGAAGACUACUAAUGACAGAAAAGUAUUGGUAGAAAAAAUUAACAUCCGAGAGAAUUUCAAAAAAAUUAGUCAGUACAGAUCUGAGAACAGACCCAUUAUUUAUAUGGAUGAAACUUAUAUCCAUACGACUCAUGCAACCCCUAAAGCCUGGACUGACGACAGCAAUGAGGGAUGUAAAGUACCAGUUAGCAAAGGAAAAAGAUUAUUUAUUGUACACGCUGGAAACGAGAAAGGGUUUAUAAAAACACGUUGCUAACGUUUGAAUCAGGCAAAAAACCGGCGAUUACCAUAACGAUAUGAACUUUGCAAAUUACGAGAAAUGGUUGAAAAGGAAAUUAAUUCCCAAUCCCCCUGAACAUUCUGUUAUUGUGAUUGACAAUGCCCCAUACCACAAUGUCGAAAUUAACUGAGCUUUGUAAGUGCAACUGGUGGCAUUCAUAAGUACCAUUCCUCCUCUACAUGUAUGUGCAGUUUGAAAACCAUGCGUCAGUCCACUGUAUUGUCAGCAGCGUAAACAUGCUGGCGGAUUCAAAUGCUAUGCCAAUUAGAUGUAAACAACGUGCUGUUAUUGAAUUUUAACUGCUGAAAAAGUGAAUCCUAUUGAAAUCCAUCAGCGUUUAAAGGGUGUUUACGGUGAUAAUGCUGUUGAUAGAUCGACUGUCAAUCAAUGAGUAAUAAAAUUUCGUGGUUGCGAGCCUGGAAAAGCCAUAAUUGUUGAUGAAACACACAGUGGAUCAUGGUCUCAGACGACAAGCAUUACAAACUCGAUGAUUUGAUUCAAAGUAAUCGGCUAAUCACCCAACAGCGUAUCGCAAACCAUGUUGGGAUAUCUAAGGAACGUAUUAGUUUCAUUAUUCAACAAUUAGGAUACCGAAAAAUCUGUGCAUGAUGGGUGCCAUGCCGUUUAAUAGAUAAAAAUAAAUAUCGUUAAAUGGAAUGCUGUCAGCAACUUUUGCAGAGCUACCAUGACGAAGGAGACGACUUUUUUUAAUAUCAUGACAGGGGACGAAUCAUGGUUGCACCAUUAUAAUCCAGAAGAGAAAAGACAAAGCACAAUAUCAACAUUUUUCGGUUCUCCUACUACAAAAAAGUUCAAAACACUACCAUCUACAAAAAAAUCCUUUUGACUGUGUUUUGGGAUGCUCAUUGCGUUUAUGUUACUGAUUAUCUGGAACAAGGCGUUACAGUAAAUUCAUCUCAAUACAUAGAGAAUCUAAAACAUCUCCAACGUUGAGUUUAUCAUGUUAAGAGGCAGCCUUGAGCAAAUAAUCUUGCAACACGACAACGCUUGUCCGCACACUUCACGUGCAACUGAAGAGGCAAUGAGAAAGCUGAAGUUUGAAUCACUUCCACACCCUCCCUAUUCCCAGACCUAGCCCCGAAUAUGAAUGUGAUCUAGCAGAAUAAAUAAGAAACAGUUUCGAGUAGUUUUUGUCGUUCCCACUAAAUUGCAGUUGUUCUUUCAUUUAUUUGUUUCAGACCCAAUUGACGGUAUUCAUGCCAUAUGAUGGUAUUCAAACAGUUGUUCCAAGUAAUCAGCUGAUUCUAUUUCUGUUUGUGUAGUGAAUACAGGUUGUAACCUCACUUUUACGUGGUUGCCUGGAUUGUAAACGUUUUGUUGUGUUACCGUGAGUAAAUAAAAGUGGCUGUUUGUGGAAAUAUUGAUUACUUAAAAUGGUGCCAGAAAGACUUACAGACGGACUUUUGGCCAAGAUGCUCCCCUGAGACUUACUGCUCGGCAUUUUCCCACCACCAUCCGUGCUACAGAUAAGGAUAAACUGAGGGGAGCAUGCCACAUGUGCAUAUAGAGCUGUGUUGGCAAGCAGCGGCGCCAUUCUGCUUUAUGUGUCCAACUGUAUUCACGCCUUUUACACCAUCAAAAAUUUAUGACGAGACUUGUGUACUGUGACUAAUUUGUAUCUAACCUGCACCUUAGUAUGUUUAUGAGAAAAUGGUGAAUAUUUUAUUUUAUUCUCAUAUUUUGUAUAUAAUAACUUUUGUGCAUUAUUAGAUUAAUUUCUGUAUAAAUACAUAAAAACUUCAAAAACGUUUAAUUAAUUGUUUUUCAUAACACAUCUACUGUAUUAAACCCAAAUCACCUAAAAAAUAACAAAUACGAAAAUGAAAAAUCUCACUUUUUAGGACAUUCUUACAGAGGAAAAACCCAACAGUCAAAGGGUUGAAAGGUUAUUUAAAUGAAUUUUCACUCAUAAAACAUUUAAAUUUGCGAUAACUUGUGUAUUAUUUUUAAUAUGAGGUACUAGUCCAUGUUGUUACUGUAAACAAGAGACCAAGAAUUUUUUUAAUACUUCUAAACAAGUUUUGCUUUAUGUUAGGUAUACUGUAUUUUUUUGGAGGGGGUAUAUCUCGGUUUUUAAGGCUGGAAAAGAAAAUAAGUCUUACUACCUUACUAAAAAUUGUAGUUUCAUGAAAUUAUGUAGUGUCUAGGAACUAAUCUAUUUAAGUUCAUUCAGCUUUGAGAAAAAGUCGAGUAAAGUUCAAAUCCGUAAGUUCCAUUUUAUUGUAAUAGUUAUCAGAAUCAUAUAAAUCAGAGAGACUGGUUAAUUUUUGAGAUCUUUAAAAAUUACUUGUUUUGCAAUUGUUUGCAACAAGUAAAAAUAGUGUUAGUUGUUAGGUUUAUGCGAUUGGUUGUACGCUGUGUGAAUUGGAAGACUUUGAUGUUAAGUAAAUGUAGCAUUAUGAGUAAGUAGCGUAAAGCCACUGAAGAAUAUAAAGACAAUAUCUAAUUUUUUUUAACAAAUCUAUCUGAAUGAAUGAAUUAGUGUAUAAUUGUUCAAACUGGAUAGCUACAUCGUACAAAGUACUGUAAAAUUAUUUUGUGAAGAAACUAGUGUAACAUAAGGUACAAUUUUUAAUGUAAAUUAAAUUGUGUAUUUAUCUAUGUAAAAGGUACAAAUAUUUUUUAAAUGUUUAACAUACAAGUUUCUUUAAAUUAGUUAUUUAAUGUUUAUAUUAGAGUAAUAUUAUUUAUUGAAAUGUGUAGCUUCUCUGUUUAUACAUAUCAAUUAAACAGCUGCUUGUAAAGAUGUAAUGGUUUCAUAGCUGUUUGAUUGAGCGUGUUUAAAUAUUUUAAAUUGUAAUAGCUUUAUUUAUAUUUAUUUGAAAAAUAUGGCCAGUGAUUGAUUUUAGGAUAGAGACAUAAUUAUUAUGAAUACAUCACUUCACAUCGUAUACAAAAUCCUUUCUUAGUGCCAAAAUAGAUGUUUGAGGUUAUUUUAUUAUUUGUAUUGUGUUUCAAUGAAUUUUAUAUGAUAAAUUUUAUGAUAGUAUUGUUAAAUUUAAGGUGUACAUUAUGUAUAAAACUAAUUUAAAGUGCCAAAAUAUAUGCACACAAGACUUGUAAAUUACUUGAUUAUGAACUAUUUGUAAUGUUAUUAUCAAAAUAAACUUAUUUACAAUGUU
Messenger RNA from Homalodisca vitripennis (glassy-winged sharpshooter), 8257 nucleotides. RefSeq names its product zinc finger protein 260-like. The transcript is spliced from 5 exons. Gene Ontology annotation, cellular component: nucleus. The coding region runs from base 270 to 2126 and encodes 618 amino acids. Gene Ontology annotation, biological process: regulation of transcription by RNA polymerase II. Lineage: Eukaryota; Metazoa; Arthropoda; Insecta; Hemiptera; Cicadellidae. The record is from RefSeq and is a predicted model, not a curated record. Gene Ontology annotation, molecular function: zinc ion binding; DNA-binding transcription activator activity, RNA polymerase II-specific; RNA polymerase II cis-regulatory region sequence-specific DNA binding.